ACAGGAUCAGAGCCUGGGGGUUGUCUGCUUCUAGGUCUGCUCCCAUUUUACAUCGCAUUUCCUCACUAGAUGGUGUGCAAGCCACUGGAGAGAACACUUCCACCGCACUGCGAGCUGCACAUCCAGCUACACAAAACCUGGGAAAACUACAAACCACGGAGUUCCAAAGCGGACGAGUGUGGAGUUAAAGAAAGCCCUCCGUGGCGUUUUUUCUUUAAAUUCAAAAAAAGAAUCUUUUUGUGGGGUAGCAAUAACACUUCGGGAAGAAAAAGGCGAACAGAAAGCAGCUGUGAUGGACAUAAUGAUUGCGGUGCAGGAUGCUGCUUGUGUCUCCGGUCAGUGGUUUACUGCGAUCAUUUUCAGCCUGUGCUGCUUCCUGCCGUCCUGUUUGCCAGCCGGACAAACUGUGGACUAUUCCUCGGUGGAGAAUGUAGUGAGCAGACAAGGCGACACGGCUCUGCUGAGGUGCUACCUGUUGGAUGGGAUCUCUAAAGGAGCCUGGCUGAACCGCUCAAGCAUCAUUUUUGCAGGGGAUGACAAGUGGUCCGUGGACCCACGCGUGUCCAUAGUGUCCAGUGUUGGAGACAAACAUGAGUACAGCCUUCAGAUACAGAAGGUGGACGUAACCGAUGACGGGCAAUACACGUGUUCGAUUCAGAGCGAACGCAACCCACGGCCGAAGCUCCUCAACCUCAUCGUAAAAGUUCCGCCUAAGAUAUAUGACAUUUCCUCUGACAUCACAGUAAAUGAGGGCAGCAACGUGUCGCUCAUCUGCACAGCCACUGGGAAACCUGAGCCUACCAUUUCUUGGAGACACAUAACCCCAUUAGCCAGGAAGUAUGACAGCGGCGAAUAUCUUAACAUCACCGGCAUCACAAGGGACCAGGCUGGAGAUUACGAAUGCAGCGCUCUAAAUGACAUUGCCUCUCCUGACACCAAAACAGUAAAAGUCACAGUCAACUUUCCACCGAGUAUUCACGAAAUGAAGAGUCACGGCGUUGGUUUGGGACGCAUAGGAUUGCUGCGGUGUGAAGCUGCUGCUGUGCCUUCUCCAACUUUUGAGUGGUACAAGGGUGAGAAAAGGAUCAUUAGGGGCCACGGUAUCGACAUCAAGAGUCUCAGCUCCAGAUCAGUCCUCACAGUGAACAACAUGACAGAGGAUCGUUAUGGAAACUACACGUGUGUCGCCAUCAACAAGCUGGGGACGGCUAAUGCCAGUGUGCCUCUUAUUCCAAUAAUUGAGCCCUCCACCACUAGUGCUGUCUCAAGCCCAGCACCCAACACUGCGCCCUAUGGGAGCACAGGAAGCGCCCAUCUCCCGCUGGCCUGUCGAUACCUGGUCCUGGCUCUCUCCUCCUUCAUCAGCGUGUACUAGCAGUGGUCGACGCAGACACAGUGACUGUCAAGAGCAUUUAUGAGUCCUUUUUUUGACAUUGCUGAUGGCUGAAAUUCAAUCUGGUACUGUUUGGUGGAAAGCUGAGGAGGGAAAAUAAUCAGCUUCUCUUUGUGUGGGGGAUUUUUUUUCUUUGCUUUCUGGUGAAAAAUCUGUCAUGUAAAUGCUACAAUGUUAUUUUUUAUCAUUAUUGUUAUUUUCUCUUUCAUAUAUUUUAUUAUGUUCCUAAUUGACAGACCACUUUGUGAAUUAGUGUUCAACACCCAUACCCCCCUCCCAACCUCACCAACUUCAAUCAUAUCAACAGCCUCUCAAACGAGUUACUUUCUUCCAUCUUUUUCCCUGCAAGGCGACGGCGCAAACUUUUCCAUUCAUUUUUGUACUUGGUUAAAAAGAAGCAAUUGUGCCAAGUCUCUGAAUACACAGAUUACCGUACCAAUGUAUUGAAUGUAUUAUGGGCUGGUGAACAAAGGAAAGACAUUUAGAUUUCUAACAAUAACAUAUUUGAUUACAGAGUGUGCUUAAAAUACGCAGGGGAAAAAAGAGGGCAGAAACAAACGAAGAAAAAUGGCUGGGCUUUAUCUGAGACCCAUGUUUCCAUGAUUUCUCAGUAGGUGGAUAAACAGUCCUGAAGGAUUGCGAUGUUGUAUUUCGGAAAUGGGUCCCUCAUUUACCACGCCUGCCUGACAGCUUUAAUCAGGCAGCCGUCAAAGUAGCAAAAUAUCCUGUAUCGUAUCUUUAUAUUUCAGUAUAGUGUAGGGUUUUGUUUGCGGGACCAGCUUCUCUCAUCUCACCAGGAGCAUUAACAUAAAUCAUAUCUUUGUACAGUAUGAAUGGAGGAACAUCGCUGCGCUUCUGUUUACAUUUUUCCUAAUAGAAAAUACUACAGCCUGUUCUUCAUGCUUGUUCUGAUUGUUCAAACAGUUUACUUCACUUAGUAGGAAGAAGGGAAGCCCAAGUUCAGUUGUUUAAAGAUUUACCUCUCUUUAGAAGAAAUCUCUUUCUACAGGUGUCAGAGCAGAGUUCUUUCUUCUGAACUGGGUUCCAAUCCCUCAGCAGCCAACUGCAGAUGUUGGCUGCAAGUUUUACCAAAAUACUUCAAUAACCUAACCAGAAAAAAAAUAUAUAUAUAUUAAAAUCUGACUUUUCUCCUGAUACUAAGAGGGUGAACAAAGAUGAUCAGUCUCUAAGUUUCAGACCAAUUUUUUUAAGGAAAGCUUAUAAGAGCAGCAUUUUCAUUCUAAGGUGUAGUGCCUUGUGAGAGUAUCAAUACCCCCAUUAGCAUUUCUACACUUUCUCAUACAACCACAAUCUGAAUUGUAUUUAUGAAUUUUUAGUUCUAUAAACCAACACAAGGUAGAGCAGUGAAGUGAAAAAGCAAAUUAAUAUUUUCAAAAGGAAAUUAAAAAAAAGUUAAAAGUGAAAAUGUAUUCUAUGAAUAUUAGUACUUUAAAACUGUGAUGAAUCACCUUUUGAUGUGUUCAAAGACAUUUAAGGACAGAAAAAUAUAUUCAAAUUCUUUCUUUCAAAAAACAUAGAUUUUCAAGUCUUGUGCAAAUAACUAUUGAAUUGAAUUCAGGCCUGAGAGAUUCUAACACAUCCGUUUUCGGUACGGAUCUGGCUGUAUGUUCAGCCUCUUUGUCUUGUUUAAUUAUUAGUCUGCUGAGUCUCAGAUA
This is a messenger RNA of Cyprinodon variegatus (sheepshead minnow), 3069 nucleotides long. RefSeq names its product neuronal growth regulator 1 (gene negr1). The coding region runs from base 293 to 1375 and encodes 360 amino acids. Lineage: Eukaryota; Metazoa; Chordata; Actinopteri; Cyprinodontiformes; Cyprinodontidae. The transcript is spliced from 8 exons. The record is from RefSeq and is a predicted model, not a curated record. Gene Ontology annotation, cellular component: neuron projection.